GCCCGGGCGGGGAGCGAUGGCUGAGUGCGGGCGGCUGGGAGAGCCGGGCUCGGCCGUGCUGGAACUGCCUCGCACGCCGCGGCUGGUGUGCGUGGAAUACCCGGGGCUGGUGCGGGACGUCGGGGCCAUGCUGCGGACGCUGGGAGGAGAGCAGGGGGUGUCGCGGAUCUAUGCGGACCCCGCCAAAAGGCUGGAGCUGUAUUUCCGCCCCAAGGACCCCUACUGCCAUCCCGUAUGUGCCAAUCGCUUCCCAACCUCCACCCUGCUGCUGAAGGUGAAGAGGAGGACCAAAAAGAAAAAGCAGUUGGAUACCAAAGAACAAAUCCAGCCUGAAGUCGAGUUUGAAAUGGAAAUUCUUGGGACUGUUGCGACUGUUUACAAAUUUCAAGGAAUGUCUGAUUUCCAGUACCUGGCAAUGCACUCUGGUUCUGAUGGAAAACAAACUUCCAUGUACAACAAAGUCCUAAUGCUCAAACCAGAGAAGGAAGAAUUUUUCAACAGAGAGUUACCACUCUACAUCCCACCACCAAUUUUCUCACGUCUGGACACUCCCAUUGACUAUUUUUAUCGGCCAGAUAUACAACACCGGGAAGGAUACAACAAUCCCCAGGUGUCUGGUGAGAACCUGAUUGGCCUCAGCAGGGCCCGUCGACCACACAAUGCUAUCUUUGUGAACUUUGAUGACAAAGAGGUCCCCGCUAAACCACUGGAUGCUGCUGUACAGACCUGGAAGAAAGUGUGCACAAAUCCUGUGGAUAAAAAGGUGGAGGAAGAGCUGAAAAAGCUCUUUGAAGUCCGUCCUGUCUGGUCUCGGAAUGCAGUGAAAGCCAAUAUCAGUGUCCACCCAGACAAGCUGAAACUUCUUUUGCCGUAUUUGGCCUAUUACAUGUUAACAGGUCCUUGGAGAAGCCUAUGGGUUAGGUUUGGGUAUGACCCCAGAAAACAUCCUGAAGCAAAGAUUUAUCAAGUACUGGACUUCCGAAUUCGCUGUGGAAUGAAAUAUGGUUACGCCUCUAAUGACAUGCCUGUGAAAGCAAAACGCAGUACAUAUAACUACAAUUUGCCCAUCACAGUCAAGAAGCCUGUAAGUCACACAGUAAGUGUACAUGAUCUGAAACAGGGGCUUGGUACACCCAGUGCCCUUGGUGCAAAAAAGACUGCCUCCAGCAGAUAUAAACUGAAGGAAUCCAUUUAUAUUUUCCAAGAAGGAGCCUUACCCCCUUAUCGGCAGAUGUUCUACCAGCUCUGUGAUUUGAAUGUAGAAAGGCUACAGAAAAUCAUCCAUCGUAAUGAUGGCACCGAGUCAGAAUGCACAGAGCGGGAUGGAUGGUGCGUUCCAAAGACUAGCGAUGAGCUGCGAGAUACCAUGUCUCUGAUGAUAAAGCAUAUAAUCAGAUCCACAAGACCUGCUCUUUUCUCAAAUAAAAGAAGCAGGGAAGAUAGUGAAGAGCAGCUGGCAUAUGAGUCUGCAGAGGAUGAGGAUGAUGAAGAGGAGGAAGAGGACUUCAAGCCUUCUGAUGGGAGUGAAAAUGAAAUGGAGACAGAAAUUCUGGACUACGUGUGAACUCGGGGAGCAGUCUGGCUGCUGCUCGACUAA
Molecule: messenger RNA, 1597 nt
Organism: Neopsephotus bourkii (Bourke's parrot)
Lineage: Eukaryota; Metazoa; Chordata; Aves; Psittaciformes; Psittacidae
Gene: GTF3C5
Product: general transcription factor IIIC subunit 5
Exons: 11
Coding region: 17-1564 (515 amino acids)
Biological process (GO): transcription initiation at RNA polymerase III promoter
Cellular component (GO): transcription factor TFIIIC complex
Source: RefSeq, a predicted model, not a curated record